AUGUUUUGCCACAAUGGCGAUACCUUAGAAGCAAACUACGGUUCGAGUUUGGUGCAAGAUCUGUCAUCCAUGGAAACACCUCAACCUCACUUCAUUCCUGGAUACACGGGAUGCACUCCUGGAGCAGGACCUCAGAGGCAUUUCACCUUUGGUGGUACUUAUGGGCAUUAUACUCACGAUCUCCUCAUUGAUCAUCCUGUUGGAGGUGGGCGCUUAAGUGUUUUAGCGGGAGAUAACCGAAUUAUUAAACAGUGUGUAGAUCGACAUCAUGUAGAUCCUAAGAAGCUACAGGACAAUCCUCACUAUACUCUAGAGCCUCACGUCAUGCCUGGAUACACUGGUUGGAUUCCCGGAUCUGGUGUCAAGCGAUCUGAUGUUAUUGGCGAGACUUACGGUCGCAUGUCUCACAUUCGAUUUGCCAAACACCCAAUAGCUGGAGAUCGACUUCGUCCAAUCCACCAUCGGAAACCAGAAACUGUAGCGUCGGAGGAAGAGGUAAAAUUUUUCUGCUAUUUGCAUGAAAUCACAGCGAAUGAUCUAAAACGAAGAGCAGGAACUGUUCCAGGCUAUACAGGUCAUAUUCCCAGGGCAACAUUUCGUUUUGGAAAGUGUAUGACGAAGAUUACGCAUGAGGCGACUGCAGAGUUCGAGAAAAUACAGGAAAGGAAAGAAGUGUGUAAUAACGGAGAUCAUUAA
Stegodyphus dumicola is the source of this 696-nucleotide messenger RNA. Its product is annotated as protein FAM166B-like. Lineage: Eukaryota; Metazoa; Arthropoda; Arachnida; Araneae; Eresidae. The record is from RefSeq and is a predicted model, not a curated record.